CCGUCAAAUCGCCGACCGUCACACCCGCCGGUGCAUUGCGAGCUCGUUUUCGGUUCGCUGGCUGCAAGGCGCUGGAUCCGGGGAGUAUGCCAGUGUCAGGAACGUAGGCCCAGCCGGGAGCCGAAGUGGUUUUAGCACUGGCGAGUUCGAUGACCCCGAAGUUGUUCAUGGUUCCUUGUGAAUCGGUCGCGUGAGCUUGGCCUCGUGAGCUGUAGGUGGAGGCCGAAGAUUCAAUAAAGGGACAUUGGAAAUCAAAUGAUAAGCUUCCAGAAAUCGGCAGUGAAAGCUAAUUGGGUCUCUACAAGUACCAUCUCGUCAUCCGCAGACGCGAUCCGAUAGAGGCUUAGCAAUAGAAAGAUCGCACGGUAGUUGAAGUCCGUGGGGCAAAAAAAGGUACGCAGCGGCGAAAAAAGCAGCUCUGGGUAGCUGUCGGGCAAUGCACCGCCGGAACAACCCGCGCCGUUCCCUGCUAAAAGCCCGUAACCCGCCAUGUCCGCAAACUGGGGGCGUCUGUGAUGAUAUUGGACCUCGAGACCUUAAUAGCCGCGGCAGAUCCCAUACUCCAAGCCCAUCAACUAGAAACCAUACUCAUUCCCUCUUUCGCCGCAAGCCUCGAAUUGCCAUUUCCCUCGCCACACGAUUCGCCAUGUUCGCCGCCGCAUCAUCAAGAAUACUCGCCAGCGGCGCUCGCCGUGUCGUGACUUCGUCGCGCGGCUUCCAUGCCUCAGCCCAGCGCCUGAACGAUGCUGCCCCACUGCCGGCGAGAAAGCCCAUGGGUGCCUUCAGAGGAGGUCUUUUCGGCUUCCUGUUUGGAAGCGUCUUGGCCGGCGGUGCUGUAUACAGCUACGUCCUGCAGGAGUACAAGGCGUCCAACGAGCUCCUUACCGAGGACAUUUACACUCUCCAAGCCUCCGUCACCCGCCUGACAAACCACGUCAAGAUCCUCGAGGAGAAGAUCCAACAGAAGAGAAAAUAAAGCCUGGAACGGACACAAAAAAAUCGAAUCAAAACAAAAUGGCGCAGAGCCAAAGGGAAGGAAAAGGCAUUGUAACUUCAUCGUCAGUAUGGCAGAAACGAAAUAGCAUAAUGGCAAUUGCUCGUCUUGUCUUUCAUAGCAAAAUAAAGCCUGUAAAUUAUACCUCUUAACAAUACGAA
Trichoderma asperellum CBS 433.97 is the source of this 1155-nucleotide messenger RNA. The record is from RefSeq and is a predicted model, not a curated record. Lineage: Eukaryota; Fungi; Ascomycota; Sordariomycetes; Hypocreales; Hypocreaceae.